AUGGCAAAUCAACGUGGAAUGAAGCUGCCUCAGCCUGUUUUUGAGAAUCUUGAGGUCAAUGCAAUGGAACAACGUUUUUCUGAAUUUUCGAAGGCAAAAAUUCAAUUUGUUCUUUACAUUGAUGAACGUUUUGUUAAAUCCCAUGCAAAACUCAAAUUUUGUGAACGUCGUUAUACUGUACUUACUCAACAUGUUAAUAUUGAGAUGGUUAGCAGGGCUGGGCCAGCUUCUGUCGGCAAUGUUCUUGCGAAAAUGAAUAUGAAGCUGUUUGGAUUGAACUAUAUGCCUAUUUUUGAUCCUGUGACUAAAAAUAAGCUUGACCUUUCUUCUGGUCAGGUUCUGGUUCUUGGUAUUGAUACUUCUCGUCCACCGAAGGCUACUGCAUUUGAGAAAUUUAAAUUAAGCAAGCAAGGAAUGGAAGGAUUUACUUCGGAAGAUCCUCUCACUAUUGGGUAUUGCGGCAACUAUUUGCCAAAUCCUGCUAAAUUUGUUGGUGACUACAUUUAUCAGCCCUGCAAACAGGACGUUCUUGAUGUUGAUUAUUUUGGAAAAAGAAUUAAGUCUAUUGUUGGUUCUCUCAAAUCGAACCGGAAGCAACUUCCCUCGACAAUUUUUAUUAUUCGCGAUGGUAUUAGUGAAGGGAUGGUUCCUAAUGCCGUUAAUGGAGAAUUCGCGCGAAUUAUUGAGACAUUUAAGAGCGUCGAGCAAGGGUGGACUCCAAAAUUUGUUUUCGUUAUUGUUGAUAAGCGCCAUACAAAGCGCUUUUUCUUCAACAAUGGCCCUAUUCGUAAUUGUAAACCAGGCUCGGUCAUCGACAAGAAGUGUGUCCGUGUCGACCUUCAUGAGGUACUGCAAAAAUUCCUCAAUACAUGAUC
Meloidogyne enterolobii is the source of this 875-nucleotide messenger RNA. The record is from the annotation of a GenBank genome assembly. NCBI's taxonomy places the organism in Eukaryota, Metazoa, Nematoda, Chromadorea, Rhabditida, Meloidogynidae.